AUGACACCCGAGCAAUUCAAAUCGAUCUGGGAUAGAAUCUUCACCGGAAACCCAAGCGAAGCUCGUUCAUUCUGUGAAGAAGUACUCAACCCCAACUAUGUUCGCUUGGAAGCUGGUAGCGACCGAACGGACUUUGAGCGCGCCGUUGAGAAAAUUACUUUCUUCCGCCAAAACUGCACGAAGAUCAACAGUUCCUUGUUAUUUUUCGCUUGCGACAACAAGAAAAUUGCUGCACGGCUGAUUUUUGAUUUGGCAAUGGGUGAUGAAGAGGAGAAGAAGCUGGAGGUCAUGAUUAUGGUGGAGCUUGACGACGAGGAGAAGUGGGUGGCUGCUUGGGAGCUUAUCACUCCGUAUUUGGGUUGA
Messenger RNA from Aspergillus tubingensis, 363 nucleotides. RefSeq names its product flavin containing amine oxidoreductase family protein. Lineage: Eukaryota; Fungi; Ascomycota; Eurotiomycetes; Eurotiales; Aspergillaceae. The record is from RefSeq and is a predicted model, not a curated record. Bases 1 to 363 code for a protein of 120 amino acids. The transcript has a single exon.